AAAUUUUAAUCUUCUUCUUCAGUUUGUAUUCGAUUUCAACCUAAAACCUGAAUCGAUUAUCCCAAAAAAAAGAAAAAAAAUACUGAAUCCGAACGCAUCAGACUUUGGAUUCGCAAAGAUUCAGAUUUUUUUUUCUUUCCAUGAUGGAAGUUGAUGUAGUUGUUAUCUUCAAAACCCCAACAUAAAUCUCUGAUUUUCUAUCCUUUUUUGUCGAGUGGAAGUGAAGUAGGGUCUCGAUUUGGUUUUCCGAUAUUUGAUUUGAUCGGUGAUGAAGAGGUUGAGGGCCGCCGUGCUGUUAGGAUUUCUCUCCGUCUUGAGUGGUUGUUUGGUAACGUCGGCGAAUGUAAUAUUGAUUGGGAACGACAUCACUCUUUGUCUCCGUGACAUCGAAGCUGAUUUUACUCCAUCAAUCAAAGGGUCUGGAGAGUGUGGGGUGUUAUAUUUGGCAGAGCCGCUUGAUGCAUGCUCGGAUUUAACUAAUCAAAUUGAAAAUGUUACAAGGUCUAGUUACCCAUUUGCAUUGGUCAUUAGAGGAGGGUGUUGUCCCAAGGAAAAAGUUAGAAAAGUACAAAAGGCAGGAUUCAGAGCUGCUAUUAUCUAUGGCAAUGAAGAUGAUGGUGACUUGUUUUCAGUGCUUGGGGAUGCAGCUGGUAUCAAGAUACAUGCUGUAUUUAUUUCCGAAGCUUCAGGGAAAAAACUCAAAAAGUAUGCUGGGCGAACUGACAUGAAGCUGUGUUUAAUCCCUAACAUUGAAAAUUCUGCAUGGUCGAUCAUGGCAAUCUCAUUUAUUUCCCUACUUACCAUGUCUGCAGUUCUUGGAACAUGCCUUUUUGUAUGCAGGCAUCGCAUAAGACAAGAACGUCCCAGAUCUUCCAAUGUUUGCGAUCAUGAAUUCCAUGGAAUGAGUAAACGCUUAGUGAAAACAAUGCCUAGCCUGAGAUUUACUGCUGUCUUAGAGGAUAAUACUACUUCAAGAACGUGUGCCAUAUGUCUUGAAGACUACACUUUGGGAGAGAAGCUGAGGAUUCUUCCAUGUUGUCACAAGUUUCAUGCUUUCUGUGUGGAUUCUUGGCUUACAACGUGGAGAACCUUUUGCCCAGUCUGUAAGUGUGAUGCAAGAACUAGUACAGGUGAUCCACCAGCAUCAGAAAGUACACCACUGCUGUCAUCCAGUCCAGCUUCUGUGGGUUCCUCCGUACUGUCAUCUGUUAGAUCUUCAUUGGCAUCAUCAUCUGCCAUACGCAUUGCCCCAGCAUCAUCACGGUCCCCAUAUGUUUCUCAUGUCCAUUCUCUUGCAAGCACUCCUUAUGUCCAGCAAUCUCUUAGGUCCUACCGUCAAUCUCCUCCCAUCAGUGUUAGCCGAAACCCUAUAGAUCUUAGGAAUGCAUCUUCACAAAGAUCUCAUGCUUCACAUUUGGGUUACCCAUCUAUCUCACCACUAAAUGCAAGAUACAUGUCUCCAUAUUAUCCAAGCCCAAGCAAUGCCUCAGCAAGUCUAGUUAGUUCUUCUGGUCGUCAGCUGCAUCCACUACAUUGUAGUGAGUCAGCUGCAAGUUUUUCUCCUUUUGCAUCCGCUCAUUCUCUUCCAGAAUGUUAACACAUAAUAAAUAGCUAAAUUCAGAAUGGAAUGAACCUGCAUACAUACACCAAAUCAUGAUUAGCCUGUGUUUGACAUCUCUUAGAUCGUUGUGCCUUUGAUUGGGUUCCUGUUAAUACGAUUGCUUGCCUUUGUUUUGGUGCUGCCUCAUUUGUACAUUUUAGCACCAUGUCUAGAUUGCGAGUUGCUUCCACCUGGUUUGUACAUUGUAGGAUAAGAUUUUUGUUAUUUGUCUUGUGUUCCAAUGAUAGAGCUUUUGAAUUGUUUUUCCUAAAUGCAAAUUGAAUGCAACGGCAGUUGGAUUUUGCUAUUUGAACUCUAACCUUUUAGUUGUGUAGAAUCUGCAGCUGAAGAUGCAAGUUGUCCUCAUCCUAUGUUUAUGAAUUAGCAUUCCUCCUCUCUUUUCUCAAAUUCUACAAUGUUCUUAGUAACGAGCCUGGUAAUAAACUUAAAACGUAUCA
Molecule: messenger RNA, 2058 nt
Organism: Rubroshorea leprosula
Lineage: Eukaryota; Viridiplantae; Streptophyta; Magnoliopsida; Malvales; Dipterocarpaceae
Source: the annotation of a GenBank genome assembly